AUGGCUGCUGACCCGACGCCGUCACCCUGCUGGCAGGGGGAGUUCUCGAGUGCGUUCCACUGCUGCCUCGGAGAGACCUGGGGCGUCGACUCGGAAGUGAUCCAGAAGUGCUGGACGGACGGCCGGACUUUCGAGACGUGCUGUCUCCAGGGCCAACUCCUCACGCAGUCGGAGAUACGAGCCUGGCGAACUUGGAAUGUGGAUUGUGGCUGCAGACGUGCAGAGAUGGGUAGCAACGACAUCUUCUGCGUGCUGAAGGACCAGCUGCUACCAAAGUCGACACACAGCCAGUGCAUGUCGUGUACAAGUACAAGUGAGAGGGCUUUUUCUUAG
Messenger RNA from Symbiodinium sp. CCMP2592, 333 nucleotides. The record is from the annotation of a GenBank genome assembly. Lineage: Eukaryota; Dinophyceae; Suessiales; Symbiodiniaceae.